CUCGGUGCGUCCUGAGAGGCCUUGCGGAGCCCGCAGUGGUACUAUGGCUUCCAGCGGCGUCGGCGUGAGCGCUGCCGGCUCGGCGAAUGCGACUCCCGAAAUUCCGGACAACGUGGGAGACUGGCUUCGGGGCGUCUACCGCUUCGCCACCGACAGGAAUGAUUUCCGGAGGAACUUGAUCCUCAAUUUGGGACUUUUUGCUGCAGGAGUUUGGCUGGCCAGGAAUUUGAGUGACAUUGACCUGAUGGCACCUCAGCCAGGGGUGUAGCCAGAUAGACACAUGGAACCCCUGUGCUGUACUUGAACCUUCCAAAAACAGAUCAUCCAAUCUGUGACCAUCACAAGACUUGCCCUGAUGGCAGCUGAAGUUUGAUUCAGAGGGGCACCAUCCGUUCCCUGCCUGAUUUCCUUUUCUUCACUGGGUCCACUCAGAACUCCAUUCUCUGGUCAGCAGUCAGGCUUCAGCUAAAGUUCUGUUCUGAAAAGUUCUGUUCCUAAGUUUCUGCAGGGGGUGAUCUUUUUGCUCUUGUCUUAGGGCAUAACCUAAUGGUAUUUUAAUAAAUAUUUGAAAUAAAGACUGCACACAAAGACAGCCAUUUUAUUCUUUUAAUGAGAAACUUCGGCUUACAAAAACAAGGUGUAAAAAGUCAAGAUUUACAAAAAAUCAUAAAAACAUGAUUUAUAUUUCACACUCAAAAGAGACAGGAACAAGGCCCAAACAUGGAUUGUAACAGAAGUGGUUUGCUUCAUAAUAAA
Ceratotherium simum simum (southern white rhinoceros) is the source of this 756-nucleotide messenger RNA. It is a transcript of the gene TOMM6, whose product is annotated as translocase of outer mitochondrial membrane 6. NCBI's taxonomy places the organism in Eukaryota, Metazoa, Chordata, Mammalia, Perissodactyla, Rhinocerotidae. Gene Ontology annotation, cellular component: mitochondrial outer membrane translocase complex; mitochondrion. The record is from RefSeq and is a predicted model, not a curated record.